Brenthis ino (lesser marbled fritillary) is the source of this 2676-nucleotide messenger RNA. NCBI's taxonomy places the organism in Eukaryota, Metazoa, Arthropoda, Insecta, Lepidoptera, Nymphalidae. The record is from the annotation of a GenBank genome assembly.
AUGUCUAUAUCAACAGCUACAGAUGAACGCACAGAAGGUGAUGAUGAUACAUCACAGGGAAGCCACCCAAAAGAUGAUACAAGUGAGUCAGAAAAUGAAAAUGAGCCUCAAAAUCAAAAUGGAGAAUCUGGUAGUCCUGAAGUCCAUGAAAUUACUAGUGAUGAGGAAGAUUGUGUAGUGACUAAUGAUGAUGAAUCUUCAAAUUCUAGUACUGAAUCAAAUGACAGUUCAGAAGGAUCACAACAAAGCAAUAAAGAUCGAGAUAAAGAAAAAGAUGAACAACCACUAGAAAAUGGUGGUGAGGAAUCGGAUGUUGAGGAAGUUACCAUUGAAGAUCCCUUAAAUCAAUCUCAUAGUAAGACUAAACCUAUAGUAAUUAAUGACACAAAGAAUUUGUCAGAACUGGCAUCAAAACAAACAGAUUCAAAUGAUGGGGAACAAAACAAGGAGCCUACUGUUGUUAUUAUUGACACAAAUUCAAUUUUAUCUGGCAAAGGCUCUACACCAGUACAAAACAAAACAAAUUCAAGCAUUAUUGACGCUCAGAAUUUGUGUCAAAGUAUUGCUGCUCGUGGCACCACAAUUACUCCUAUUAGCUGCAAAUCCAUCACUAAUUCAAAUUCCAGAGUUAGUCAGCAGCAAAAUAGUACACCUUCUCCUCAAACUAAUAUUUUACCAUCUUUGACAGAUGAUAUGUUUGUAGUAGAAGCCCCUUCAUUUAUUGUUCCUUAUGUGUAUGAAAAACCAUCUGUAAAACCUUUUAGGGAGUUUGUGGACAAGUUAGGUAAAGAGUUAGAAGAAAUUAAGAUAAAAGAAGAUCAGGAAAAGUUAGAAAAGGAAAAAGCAGAGAAAGAACGAAAAGAGAAAUUAAAAAAAGAAAGAAUUGAAAGAGGGGAAGAGAUUGAGGAGGAAAAUGAUAUAGAAGCUGAGGCUAAAAAGGCAGAAGAACUUGCAAAAGAAAAGAAAUUAAAAGAAGAGAAAAAGCAGCAUCGAAAACGUAGAAAUGAAGAAGAUGAUGAUUCCUGGGAUGGUGAGUCUUCCAGUGAAUCUGAGGAAGAAGGUCUGAGCGAUGAUGAGACUGUGGUUAUUAAAGACAAAGAUGAUGGUAUAGAAGAUGUAAAAGAUCCAAUUAAUAUGAUUAUUAAAGGUAUUGGUGGAAAAUCAGAUAGUUAUUUUGAUUGUUCUCUAGGUCAGUUUUUUAUAAACAUUGGUAUUAAUUUGGUGCAAGAAUAUGUUCAAAGUGAUUUGUUAAAAACACAAAAUAGAAAGCUGUAUAAGGAAAAGAAAUCAGGUCGCAGCACUAGAGCUACUGAAACUGCUAUCGCAUCUCUAACCCAGAAUUUAGCGUACAGUAAAAAACUCAAUGCUCCAUAUGCACUCGAACAAAAACGAUGUGAAUUUUGUAGUUUUAAAACUGAAUCUAUUUUAGUUAUGUCUCAUCACUUAGAAGCACCCCAUAUGAAAAACAAUAUAUAUAAAUGUAAUACAUGUCCAUUUGAAAUAAGAAGUCCUCAUGAUAUUUUAUACCACAUGGAAGCUGAGCACAAUAUCAGAGGGAGACUCGAAAGGGCUCCAGCUUACCAGCAGUGCCCUAAUUGUCAUUUUGAAGAUAAUAGCAAAACAAAAUUGGCACGUCAUCUUAUAGCAUGUGCUAAAAAAUUUAAACCUGAAUUUAAUCUCGGGCCUCCUCUCGAAUGGGAGCCACCAGCAAAAAUACCAAAGUUAUCUAGAGCGCGCAAUAGCGUCGUUGGAGCAUAUCAGUCGAGUUUCAAUAGAUCGCAGGUGGGGAUAAGUCCUCUGGGGCGACCGCCUCUGACUAUGUCCAACACUCCUAUUCCGAGUAUGCCAGUCCUGGGGCGACCGAGAGGCCGGCCACCGUUAGCAGGCCCUGCUCGCGCACCUGUCUCGGGAGUGCCUAUUAUUCGCAGUGGUGUAAUGAUUAUGCACAAUACUCCAGCCAGUGGGACCACAAUUUCUAAUUAUCCAAUUAUACAAAAUAAUCAAGCAAACCAAUCAUCAUCUGCGACCCCUAAGAUAUCUAUUACACCUCUACCUCGUGCACCACAACCUUCCUCAUCUAAUUCUACACAAAACUCCAAAGCUACUUUUGUUAUUUGUGAAAUUUGCGAUGGAUAUAUCAAAGAUUUGGAACAAUUACGAAAUCAUAUGCAGUGGAUACACAAGGUUAAGAUUCACCCUAAGAUGAUUUAUAACAGACCUCCAUUAAACUGUCAAAAAUGUCAGUUUAGAUUCUUUACUGACCAGGGCCUGGAGAGGCAUUUAUUGGGUGCACAUGGUCUUGUUACAAGCUCCAUGCAAGAAGCAGCUAACAAAGGGAAAGACGCUGGUAGAUGCCCAGUGUGUGGACGUGUUUAUCAGUGGAAGUUGCUCAAUCAUGUGUCCAAAGAUCAUAAUAUGACUCUAAAACCAGCUCAUCUUUCCUAUAAAUGUACUGUAUGCACUGCAACAUUUGGUAUGUACAAGCAAUUUGAAAAUCAUGUUUACUCGGCCCAUAGUGUUGUGGCAAAACGUGUUAUAGACAAAAGUAAGACUUCCACCCCACCUACUAAGACUUCAGAAACUGAUCCUUUGCUCAAACCACUCAAAAUAAGCGAUGAGAUCACAAUAAUACCUCAACCUGCUAAAUCAUCAGUGACUAUCACUGCAAAGGGCAAA